This is a messenger RNA of Ciona intestinalis (vase tunicate), 4525 nucleotides long. The record is from RefSeq and is a predicted model, not a curated record. Lineage: Eukaryota; Metazoa; Chordata; Ascidiacea; Phlebobranchia; Cionidae.
UACCGGUAGGAAUUUUUGACAAGAAAGAGCGACUAAGUGAUGCUUUAAUGCUUAAUCGGGCCUCUCGGGCAAAAGAAGCGACAUUAACCAGUAAUUAAGCUUCAAGGUUAGGCAGGACGGAAUGUUAUAAAGAUGACGAUCAUGUACUUUAUAAUCGUAACAUCAGCAAUUAUAAUUUGCGUUCAAGCAAACCUGAACGUCACAUCCGGGUUCGAUUCUCCAAUGACUUUUGACCCUGAUUCGAACUUUACCCUCCGCUGUCGAUUCCGUAGCGACUCCGACGUCACGAUCAGCUGGUUAAGAGACGGUGACGUCAUUGCGGUUGGCUUGAAUAAUGGGAGUGAGACUGACGAAGCAACGGGGGUUGGUGGAGCAAGGAUUGGGGGCGAUUUCACCCCGUUAUCGAUCUAUAAAUAUACUCCAAGUACUUCGACAGAGACAAAGACAUCUCGAAGUGUUGGACGAUCAAAUGACGACGACACACGUCACAAUAGAGUGUCCUCCGUGAUCUUCCGGGAGGAUGGGGAUCAAGUUGGAGAAUUAAGAGUGGUAGGGAGCAAUUUAGAAGACGGAGGAAUCAUCACUUGCUCUGCUUCCAAUGCCAGAGGAGAAAGAGUAGAACAUGCUGGAAGAAUUGUAAUAAAAGGUCCGAUGUCAAUUCGUCAGCUUCCCCCAAGAGAAGUACUUUCCGGAUCUGACGUCACGAUCACGUGCUCUGUACUCGGUUCCGCAUCAUGGCGUUCGAUCACGUGGUUUAAACGCACGGGGCUUCAUCGGACACCCCUAAUUUUCACAAACCGUAUUCAAUCACUUGGAACCUCAUUACACAUACGUGACGUACAAGUAACAGAUCAGGGAAAGUACCAAUGCCAGGUUGAGGGUCAUGACAAGGUCAAAGCGACGAUGACGACAGAGUUAUCUGUUCUUGAACUCCCAGUCAUUGGUCCGAUAGUUCUUAACCAAGAAGCUUAUAAGGUCAAUGACCUUGUAAUUAUGACGUGCUCGGUGAAAAAAGACGAUGAACCAAUCAGAUUCAAAUGGGUGAAAAACGGUCAGCCAAUCACAACAGAGGAUUCGGGUGUGCAAAUUUUUCCGCUGGGGCAAAGGAUUUCAAGCUUGGUAAUCGAACAAGUAAGUUUGAAAAUGGCGGGAAACUAUUCAUGCGUGACGAGCAACCGUGCUGGUUCCGCAUCAGAACACACCAAAUUAAUAGUCAGAGAACCACCUUCGAUUCUAAGCCUAAAAUUGCCCGCUACUGUCGCGCUGUAUAGUGACGUCACAAUGUCGUGCGUCGUAAGAGGAUUUCCAUUGCCCAAAGUCACGUGGUAUAAGUACAACGUGGACGUAUCGGGUAAGGUUUUCGUGCCUACCAGCAACAUAACACGGAAUGUAACUUCGUUAAAAUUGACGAGUUACCUCACGUUGAGAAACGUCAGUUACGCCGAUGAUGGUUUGUACGAAUGCUUUGCCAAUAACAUGGCUGGGGUCGAUCAUAAUAUGAUUUCUAUGAAAGCACACGCACCAGCAAGAAUUUCCAACUUUAGCAAUUUGGUGGAAAUAGGCUCAGGCCAGCCUGUCUCGUUACGUUGCGCCACACGUGGUGAUGGAAGUUUGAAUAUCACGUGGUACAAGGAUGGAAAUCUGAUUGGUUUAACCAAAAGCGCGCGAAUUUGGACGACAGUCCGAAACUCAGUAACCAAAACAGGAACUCAUAACACAAGAAAAUUGAACAAAAGCGUCAGCCAUUUCCACUUUUCUGUAACGUCACAACAAGACGCAGGUCUAUACACUUGUCUUGUUAAAAAUAAAUUCGGUGAACACUCCAUGACGUCACGAUUAAUAGUACACGGUAUACCCGACCCCCCUAGUGACGUCACAAUCGUGGAACGCGGCAGCAACUUUCUUCGUUUCUUGAUUUUCCAACCGAACAACACCGGUGGACUGCCUGUGACGUCAUACAUUCUGGAAUACAAAGCACUACGUCACGAUGACGUAGAAGAGACGGUGGUUCAACACGAAAUCAAAUUGUCAAGCGACAGGAAUUUAGAGUUUCAACCUUACCACGUGGAUGCGCUAGAGUGCGGGAGCUGGUACGAGUUCAACGUCACUUCCGUCAACCCGGUUGGUGAAAGUCACGUGUUCACCUUAUUAGGAAGAACGAUUGGCGAAGCCCCAGUAAUAGCAUCCGUCAAAGACCUGGUGACAUCUGUCAAUCAAACUUCAAUGAUGGUUGACCUUUCAACCUGGCAUAACGGUGGUUGUCCAAUCACAGGUAUAACCUUGGAAUAUUCGGGUGACGUCAGAAGCGUCAAUUAUUCGCGGACAAUGAAUAAAACAAAGAUCAUUGUUUCGUCACUUCGUAAACUUCCCCUGCACGAUUUGCACCCGGGCACGUGGUACAAGCUUCGUAUUUCUUCAUGUAACGUAGUUGGGUGCAAUGACGUCACACAUAGCGUUGCGACGCUUGACGCAGCUGGGAUGACGUUGGCAGAUGUAACGUUGAAGGGUGGGAAAGGAGGUCUUCUGCUACAUUACGUUGUACCGAUGGUGAUUGGGUUUGGAUUGGUGAUUUUACUUCUUCUUAUUCUUCUACGUUAUCGGUACAAACAGCAAAUGAAGAAGCACCGACGUAUGAAAGAAGCGCAGAAAAUGGCGGAUAGUUUACUCGGCUCAAAUUCCAAACAAGAUCCUCCUUCAUCCAAGCGUGACCGAAACUAUGACCACGUGACACCUCUCGAUUUCGGACAAGAAGGCGAAGACGAUGUCUUUCUACCACCAUCACAACCGACGAACAACAAUCUACGACGAGCAACACGAAGCGCAGAAAAUCUUUCCCCAAACCGACGGAAAUACGAGAAAGUACGUCAUAAGAGUGACGUAACACGACGAGAAGAGUUGAAGCCCUUCUUGGCCGAUGACGUACACACGGUUCCUCCCAACCUAAAUAAACGGAGAUUGCUUUCAUACAAUGGCGAUUUCUCUGCAAGCGAUACUUGGUCAUACAAAUCUAAUAAACAAUCGUCAAGUUCCAAUGCUUCACAUAACAACACAGGAAACAAAAAUCGUGAAAGUAUUCUAAGUAUGUCGGAAACCGACGAAGAAGUUGCGAAAGUUUUUGAGAAAGAUAAUCAACAAAACGAAGCAGAUAACUCCAAUAAAGGUAACAUCCCAAUAGUUGAUUUCCAAAGCACGGCAGUAGAUCCACCAAUCCCAAUGCCACGUUGUAAACCUCCAAAUAUUUCCGAAAACUUAAACGACGGUCGGCCAAUGAGAAAGUCUGACACCGAAGUCCCAACUUUAAAUCAACCAAUCGAAACGCGCCGUGCACGACCUGUCUUGCGCCCUCUACUGGGGACACAUGGCGGCCAGAAUGCACGCAACUACAGCUGUGAAUCACUGCCUUCAUGGAAAGGCGUUUUCCUCGACCAGCAGCAGCGAAACCGGGUCAACUCCGACAACACAGUGCUCUCGGAUAAAAACCCAAUCUGGUUCGACCACAAACACAAACCGCUUCUUGGUUCCGUCAGAUUAAUAUCGGGAAACACUGGAAAGCGAACACGGCCAGUGAUUCCGCAAAUGCAGACAAAAAUCAAAACCAAUAGUGCAUUGCCCGCGUAUAAAGAUGUGGUCAACACUGGCAUUGCUAUCACUCCAAAGCAGCCUCCGUGUAUAAUUACGUCACACGAUAUGACGUCACGAGACAACAUUCCACACGACCUUGCAUUUACUUACCGUGAUCGUAACAACCGUAUUAUGAUCGGUCCACCUCCAGCUUACUGCAGGACCUCACUCCCUACACCGCCGGACAGCAGUCCGGACGAAGGGGAAAAAUAUUCUUCCAAGCCAAUGUCAUUGCGGCUCCCACAAGCUUUCAGCAGCGUGGAUUCCAUUAACUCGCGCCUUGAUGCGCUUUGCGACUCGCCACUGACACCUGGCGGGAGUGAAGAUCGGUUUUCGACUCUCGUAUAACGGACAGUUGAAAUAUCACUUGUAUAGGAGGGUAGGGGAAGAUGGGACACCUUUUUAUUUUAUUUUCUCAUUUCUCGAAAAAAAGAACAUUCAAAGAAUAAUGAAAUUGUAUUUUCACGACUACCAUAGAUCGUUAAUUGUUUAAAACGCUAUUAGGAUAUCUGGAUAUUAUGUGCCAAAGGUGUCCCAUCUCUCCCCACUCUACUUCAUAAACAUUGACUAAAACUGAUGCAUGGCAUUCAUAACACAAUAGCACAUUAAUACACACACAUAAAUAUAUAUGCGUGUGAUAUUCAUAUAAAAGAAUAAUAUUAUUCUUAGCAAAAUCGCCCACACAUAAAUCCUUGUAAUAAUAUCAAUUCAAUCUUGCAUGUUCAUCGUGUCGAUGAAAACCGUGUUUCUUUAUUUUGUUCAAUCGUUUUUUUUUUACCUCCGUUCUGUUUGACGAUCCUAUUUCAUUUCUUUCUCUUCGUUUAUUUUCCUUCCGUUCCACUGCUGUGUUCAAUCACUGAAAAUGAAGUUACCAUGUUCAUGAACCUGAGAAACAACUUGUUAU